AUGACUGCUGUGGCUUCACCACCUAGCGUACAGACGGGGCCUCGCUUGGGAUGGUACGAUUCUGGUGACGGUGGACAAGGAGCUCUGUCUUCGAUGAACCCAGACGAGGUCUCCCGGAUGUUUAUGCCCCGGAAGACCCUGCACAGGUCCAACUCUUCCUCUUCGAUAGGGUCUAACUCGUCCGCGUCGACGAUCGCCGCAAGCCCGUCAAAUACUGAUGCAGGACAAUUUGCCAACGGUGACUCUGCAACUGCAGCGUCGAAAAAGAAGUCUUCGCGCAGUGUUUGGCCCAGUUCGAAGUCGGAACCAGUCUCUGGAAUAAGCAACGCGCGCUCGCAAGCAAAGCCAGCUUUUUUCUCCGGUACAGGCGCCUCAUCUGCUAUGUCUGCCGUUCAGCAACCCUCUUCUAUCCUUCCCUCUCAGCACCUUCUCCAGUCGUCUCAGCAGAAUGGCGUUCGCGCAGGAAGCACGCCUGCUGGAGAUCCACCCGCAAUCCUGACCCUGAUUCCGCUCAAUGGCACUUUCGAAAAGAAACAGAUCACACUGCCGUACUUUCCUGAAACCCUGCGAAUCGGCCGGCAAACGAAUGCAAAAACCGUACCUACGUCGAAAAACGGCUUCUUCGAUUCCAAGGUGCUAUCUCGCCAGCAUGCUGAAAUUUGGGCUGACAGAGCGACGGGGAAGGUCCUGAUUCGUGAUGUCAAGUCGUCUAACGGUACCUUCCUCAAUGGCCAACGGUUGUCUCCAGAAAACCGUGAGUCUGAAGCUCAUGAAAUUCGGGAAAAUGAUACGCUUGAGCUGGGGAUCGACAUUGUCAGUGAAGACCAGAAGACCAUCGUACACCAUAAAGUCUCGGCCAAAGUAGAGCAUGCCGGGGUUUACGGGACUGUGCCCAACAUCUUUGAUCUUACGCUCGGUGAUUUAGAUCCAGCUUCUGGGAAUGGACUUCUUCCCUCCCCUCUAAGUCAGCCAUUGUCCCACCUCCGAGGGCGGGCUGGCAGCGCGUCAAGUACCCGCAGUGCCCAAAGCAACGCCAGUAGUCAGUUUAAUGCACUGCAGCAACAACGCCAAAUGAACUAUUGGAGCUCUCCUCUCUCCAUUGAACAGGUUGUCAAAAGACUGACCUCCGAGAUGAAACAAGCUAAGCAGCAGCAGCAAGAACUUCGGCAAACCGACGAGUUCUUGACUGGCCUCAUGAAGUCAGGGGCCGCAGAGAAGGAGAAACAAAAACACUCGUCAGGUGACAGCAUUUCCUCUCGUCAAGUCAACGGACGCCCGAAGAUGCCCCGUGUGGAUUCGUUCUCGCGCUUCUCAGAACCCCCGGCGCCUCCUCCUCAACAACCUUUACCUGAAAAACCUGAUGCUCUACCACGGAAUGGGGUGGACGCGAUUUCUCCUCUUAAACGGACCGACACAGAAAAACCUAAAAUGAGCGCUGGUAGCUCACCUGUGUCUCGAGAGUCUAGCCAGAUUCUUUCUCUGAUUGAAGCCUUGUCAUCUGCCAAACGAGAACUUGACACCCAAGGCGCUCGUGUUAAAGAGCUUGAGCAGUUACUCCAGCAGGAACGUCUUGCUCGAGAGUCGGCGGAGCAGAAAGCCAAAUCACUCGAACUUGUCUCUGCCAAGGGGUCUGACCGGCCGUCAGCCCUGAGACAGGACUCACAAGCAGAUGGCUUCCCACAAAACCCUGACCAUGAAAUGACCGUCAAUAAGCCCGAUUCUCAGUCGAUUGAUGAACCUGCUGUACAGGAACAAGGUCACACACCGGCUGAGGAUCAGACCGAAAAACUGCAGCGUCGGCUGGAAACAAUGAUGGAAGAUAUGGAAGCAAUGAGGAAGCAGCUCUCGUCGUACAAAGAACGGGCGGAGAAAGCUGAGGCUGAGACGGGUGAAGCCCGCAAAUCGCUUGUUGAGAUGAUCGAGACCCUGCGGAAAGAGCGGGCUGCUGUUCGCGAUAGGGAACCACUGCUUCCGGUACGUGAUACGAAAUUCCUCAACGACACGUCUCAUGUCGAUGAGGAACCGACCGCCGCUGUCAACCAUUCCGAUGUUGGCUCGCAAGACGCUACAUCGUCGCCGCGCUCUAAAGGCGCAGACACUGGCACAGAACUUGCAACACAGCCCCAUAAACGUCUUGACGCUGUUGAGCAAGCGAGUCCACUUGCAUCAAUGCUUGGGGUUGUGCUUCUUGGUGUUGGAUUGAUGGCCUAUCUAAACGGGUGGCAGAAAAUGGAUAAGUAG
This is a messenger RNA of Aspergillus nidulans FGSC A4, 2241 nucleotides long. RefSeq names its product putative cytoplasm to vacuole targeting Vps64. Bases 1 to 2241 code for a protein of 746 amino acids. The record is from RefSeq and is a predicted model, not a curated record. The transcript is spliced from 2 exons. Lineage: Eukaryota; Fungi; Ascomycota; Eurotiomycetes; Eurotiales; Aspergillaceae.